Molecule: messenger RNA, 1422 nt
Organism: Phycomyces blakesleeanus NRRL 1555(-)
Lineage: Eukaryota; Fungi; Mucoromycota; Mucoromycetes; Mucorales; Phycomycetaceae
Exons: 2
Coding region: 1-1422 (473 amino acids)
Biological process (GO): ubiquitin-dependent endocytosis
Cellular component (GO): cytoplasm; plasma membrane; cytosol
Molecular function (GO): protein-macromolecule adaptor activity; ubiquitin protein ligase binding
Source: RefSeq, a predicted model, not a curated record
AUGGUCGCUAUAUUUGGAAAGUCACAGCUCGAAAUACAAGUUACGACUGAUGAGAUCUUACUCCAAGGACAAGCUGAUGAGUCUGCUGGAAAGUUACUCCAGGGUACACUCGUUCUCAACCUAGCCGAACAAACCAAGAUCCGUUCGAUUGUACUGGAAUUUAUUGGCAAAAUGAGAGUAUCUUGGUCAGAAGGUCCGGCUCAUAACCAGCGUCAUUAUAAACAAGAACGCACCAUUAUAUCACAUCUUUGGGACUUCUUACCAGAGUCUUCAGAAGGGAUCAAGAAGAAGGCGCGUAGCUUUGGUCCAGGAAGAUACGAAUGGAAUUUUGAAUUGACUGUACCUGGAGACCUACCUCAAUCUGUGUCAGCAACCAGUGGACAGGUUGACUAUCUUCUCAAGGCCACCGUUCAAAGAUCUGGGCUGGUGCACAACAUAGUAAAGAAAAUGCCCAUAAGAAUUUUCCGUUGUCUGUUGUCUUGUGCAUUUGAGCUUAUCCAGUCCUUUGAGAUACACAACACAUGGGCUGACAAAGUAGAAUAUGACAUCUCAUUACCAUCCAAAGUAUACACCCAUGGAGAAAAUAUACCAGUAACAUUCAAUAUUCUGCCCAUCGCACCACACCUUUCUGUCAUAUCGCUCAUGGCUACCUUGAAAGAAUGCUGUACAUAUACCACCAAGGAUCAUACCAAGACGGACGCUCGCAUUUUACGAUUCAGCAGACAUGAAAAUCCCUUUUUAGACACUACUUUUUCUGACCUUCCUUACUGGAACAGAGUGGUGAACCUCAAAGUGCCCAACACAUCACCUUCUGUAUUAUGUGACGCGAGUAAUGACAUGAUUCUUAUUGAGCACAAAAUAUCUAUCAUCAUUUCAAUUGCCAACCCAGAUGGAUACUUAUCUGAAGUACGAUGCUCAGUUCCGGUAACCAUUAUCGACUCUUAUGCAGAGCAGCAGUACAGGCUAGACGAACUACCGGCAUACAAUGACAUAUGGCGAUCAGUUCCCUACAGUUUAGACGUCUUGGAAGCGUUGAGGAGUAGAUCCCAAAGCCUAUCAUCUACCACGUCAGACUCUUCUGUUCAAAGUAUAAGAUCACCUGCUAUUUCAUCAGGGUUAAAUGAAGGAGUAGCGGUCACUGGUAGUAGAUUUCUUAUCAGCCAAAACAGCUCACAUGAUUCCAUCAUCAUUCGUGAAGGGGAGGAGAGAGGGGAUGAAGAUGCUAUCAAACGAGCACAAAACCAAACACGGGAACAAUCAAUGCCCCUAUCUUACUCUGAUCGACCCUCAGGUUGGUGGGACGACCAAGCCCUUUCAAGAGUCCCGUCUUAUAGAACAGCUCUAAGAAAUGACUUUGUGUACGAGGCGUCUAAUCUUCCUACAUAUGAUUCUAUUCAAAGAUCACAAGCAAUUUACUCUUAA